AUGGCUCGUCUCAAGGAAAGAUCAAAACAAACCAGCAAGGAUCUCAUUACCUGGACGCGGUUUCACCUACCACAGGGGCAGGAGUGGCCAACGUGGUCUGCGGUACAUGAAGAUAUGCAUGUUGGCCCUCUCGCGGAUGUGCGAGGUAUACAGAGAAUAUCACUAGGGAGGACGGUUGAAGAGCCUCAAAAGGCUGCGUAUGUCAUCGCCUGGGGUACCGUGGAGGACCUAGAGAAAUUCCAGGAUUCAUCUGCCUGCGUAGAGUUUCUGCGGGAUCUAACCUUGAACGACGACUCUAAAGAUCCUGGUUCAGAGGACGAUGCACCAACGGUAGCGUCGAGGUUUCUUACACUUGAACAUGUCAACGGAAUUCCCACGGGAGAAUUGGAGGGCCGUAUCACAUUUACUGCGUACAACAUACUAGGUAAAGAGGACGACGAUGCUACAGUGUGGAAGCAGUACCACGAAGUGAACAACGCCCUUGGCAGCUUCUUCCCCCCUGGCUCCGACUAUCUUGUACUGCAUCGCCAAUUUAGAUGGAGGUAUUUAAUCAUCUGGUUCUGGGUGCUGGGUGAGGACCAGUGGGUGGAAGCAAAGUUUGGGAAACGGCCCCAGAACGACGGACAGGGACGCACAAUCAUCUGCGACGUUCGUCUUUGGCCAUCCACAGGUCUCUCGGGCGAUCCUGCGCCGGAGAGCGAGGGCGCAGUUGCCAACCCGGCGGCGAGAGAGGCGUGGAAUCAGGCUGUUUCCAAUGUGAUGCCUCCAGUCACUGCAUGGGUACAGGAGCGCUGGGACGUCCGCAAAGUGCCGGGUUAUCCUGCUUCCGAGGAGGAUUAA
Molecule: messenger RNA, 840 nt
Organism: Clonostachys solani
Lineage: Eukaryota; Fungi; Ascomycota; Sordariomycetes; Hypocreales; Bionectriaceae
Source: the annotation of a GenBank genome assembly